AUGGCCAAGGAGUCGAAAGAAGAGCGCAGGGCUGCACGCAAAGCCGAGAAGAAAGGCACCAAGGAGAAGUUGGUGGAAGAUUCAGGCGUGAAGAAGUCCAAAUCCGACAAGAAAGAAAAGAAGGAGAAGCGCAAGGUGCUCGCCGAGAAGGUGCUGAACGAGGUUGAGGGGAAGAAGUUGAAAAAUGGGGAGAGUGACGAUGAGGACGAGGACGAAAAGCCAUCGGACGUCGACGUUGAAAAUUCGGAUGAGGUCGAGAAGGCAGCGACCUUGAGCAGCAGACCCGUCGGUGCGUUGGUACCUUUCGCCAACCCGCUCGCCGACGAUAAAGUUGCGAAAAAGGUGUUUAAGAGUGUCAAGAAAGGUAUGCACUUGCCCGGGUUGCCUCCCAAUUCUGUUCCGUCAACCGACUACAACAAAAAUGCUAACAUGGUCUACCUGUUUUCAGCUGCGGCCCAACGAACCCUCAAACGCGGUGUCAAAGAAGUCGUCAAAGCGCUCCGCAAGUCCCCUGCCGGCAGUGCUUCCGAUUCAUCACCUAUCGGGGUGGUGAUUCUCGCCGCAGACAUCUCUCCGAUGGACGUGAUCAGCCACAUCCCCGUACUGGCCGAAGACCAUUCAAUCCCUUACAUUUACGUGACUUCACGUGCCGAGCUCGGUAUGGCGGGUCAAACGAAACGGCCUACCUCUGUGGUCAUGGUGAGUCGGGAUCAAGGAAAGAAGAAGGGCGAGACCGGGACUGCAGAGAAAGACGAUGGGGAGAGUUGGGACGAGACAUAUAAGAGUCUUGUCAAGGUGGUGCAGAAAGAGGGCGUUCGUGUGAAGGUCUAG
Exophiala bonariae is the source of this 831-nucleotide messenger RNA. RefSeq lists its product as uncharacterized. The transcript has a single exon. Bases 1 to 831 code for a protein of 276 amino acids. Gene Ontology annotation, cellular component: ribonucleoprotein complex. Lineage: Eukaryota; Fungi; Ascomycota; Eurotiomycetes; Chaetothyriales; Herpotrichiellaceae. The record is from RefSeq and is a predicted model, not a curated record. Gene Ontology annotation, biological process: ribosome biogenesis.